UGCACUGGUUAUGUCAGCAUCACCACGCGUCAGUCAGAGAUGCAUCAGGCUCUGGGACAAGAUAGCUGCGAAAACCAAAUCUGUUUCAAGUCGCACCGUGCCGUCGCUGUAAGAUUGACACAGACGGAGAGCAUGUGUUGCGUGAGUCUUAAAACCUCCUGCGGGGACUGACAGGAAACGCUUGCUAGCUUGCAAGGAGGGUGUCUCCAUAGAAACCAGAGCAGGUGACACAGGAAGACAAGUCGAAGCUCAGCUGGCACAGACUUGAAGGGGUGGAGGUAGAAGAAUGAGGUCACGGUGCUAAUAAAUGUUCAGGCUUGGAAUAGUUGUGUUUGUGUGUCUGUGAGUUGAAGUUGUUGAUGGUGUAGGUAGAGUCGGUGAUCACGUACGUUCCUGACAGACGCUUGAAGGUCGCCAUAUUGACGGAAAUUAGGGAUAAUCUAUCUGGACUUCCUGUUUGGCCAUUCUGUUACGUCUACGAAAACAGCAGCGCUACCAUGCCGAUCCUGAAGCAGCUGGUGUCUGGCUCCUCACAGACCAAGCGGCGGUCCCGCCUGGACCUGACCAGGGAGAUGAUCAGUGCCCCUCUGGGUGACUUUCGCCACACCAUGCACGUGGGCCGCAGCGGCGACGCCUUCGGUGACACUUCUUUCCUCAGCAGCCGCUCCGGAGAGCCUCCGCCCGAGACCACCUCUUCGCCCCGCUCCCCACGACCCGGCCUCCUCUCUCGUACUUUCAGGAGCAGCAAACGUUCCCAGUCAGUGACCAGAGUGGACCAUGAGGAUUCCAUGACCAUCUCAGGAGGGUCACCCAUCUACGUGAAGAAUGCCAUGUCGCUGCCUUUCCUCAAUGAUGAAGACAGAGGGGACGGCAUUGGGUCGAAAAGCCUCUCCUCAAGUCCUCUGAAGCAGCGUGAGGAGCUGGAUGGGAGGGGUGCGGCUGCCCCCACUCAGCUCUUGGAACUGGAGGAGCAAAAGUUUGGAGAUCUGACUGAACUCCCAGAGGGAUACCGCAACUAUGGAGGAGGAAUGAAGCAUGCCGAGUCGGUGAUGUCCUUCCAUGUGGACCUGGGACCCUCUAUGUUGGGUGAUAUUUUGGGGGUGAUGGAGAAGGAUGAUGAUGAUCUUGGGUAUGAGGAAGGAAAGAGCAGUGAGGGCCGGGCUUCCCCGCCCCUCAGCACUCACGGAGAGGACAGCUUGGAAAGGGGCAAGGAGGAGAGCUCUGAAGAGCAGAUGGAAGCAGAAGAAGAAGAAGAGGAAGAGGAGGAGGAGGAGAGGGUUGAGCUGCAUCCCGCCAGCUCCGUGAGUCUGCCAUCUGAGAACGGGGGACCCUACACCCCGGAGUACACUCCCGAGACACGACCCAAGCACCUGCAGCAUCUCGACAGCUGCUCCGUGUCCAGCUCCAGCUCCGCCGCCAUGGACGAAAAGCCGAGCAGCCACCUCUACGCUGGAGACACAGACAGCGCCACCUUUAGUGCCCCGCCAGAGGAGGAGAGCAACUUCUCCUCGUUCCUGGACGACGAAGACGACGAGAUUCACGUCUGAAAUUCUAAAGCGUUCCGUCAGCCAUUUGAGAGCUCAGACUCGGUGGACAUUCACAAAGUCAGUAGAGUGGCAGUCUGGACCGUGUCGAAAAGAACUCCUGCAGUAAAAACACUUUCCAUAACUAAAGCUGGGCUCUCACCACUUCCCUCUCCCAUCUCACUUGGCUCGUCCCGUGUUUCUCUUUCAUCCGGUUCGCCUCUCCUCUUUCACUCUAGCUGCGGGAGAUUCGGAACAGAAGGCCUCUGUCAGCACAGGAUCACGGCUGGAGCUCUUGUCUCGGAAAAAUGGGGACUGAGUGCGUCACUUGAGAUCUCACCCAAAUCUCAUCAGUAUAAUCCAGCGAAGUGCCAGGAAGCUGUCUCCGUGUAACUCAGGGUGAUCGCAGCAGCAGCCGCUCCGAUCGGCCACAGAGGCGACAGUCCUCUUUGCAACUCAGCAGUCACGUUGUGAUUUGGUUAUUUUGGAAGCUGCGCGUGUGCUGUUCAUCAGUCAACACAGUUGCCACUUCCUUCCUGGUCGC
Molecule: messenger RNA, 2067 nt
Organism: Synchiropus splendidus (mandarinfish)
Lineage: Eukaryota; Metazoa; Chordata; Actinopteri; Syngnathiformes; Callionymidae
Gene: cdc42ep4a
Product: CDC42 effector protein (Rho GTPase binding) 4a
Exons: 2
Coding region: 498-1547 (349 amino acids)
Source: RefSeq, a predicted model, not a curated record